UUUAAAAAGAAAAAAAACACAUUAAAAAAAAGUGGAAAUUAAAAAAAAAACGGAUGAAAAAGUUGCACUGUUGAGUCUAAUAACACAAAGCUGCCAUGCAGACUGUUUUUUUUCUUUAAAACAGUCAUUACUCAAAAAAAAUGUAUGAAUCAAAAUCAAUGUUACCUAUUCAAGGCCUCAAGUACUUCACAUCAAAUUUUCCACUUUAACAUAUUUUGUCUAUUUGCCAUUUAAAAAAAAUGAAAGUCUUCUCUGACAAAAGGCAUAAAACACUAAAAACAACCAUGAAAAAAUUAUAAAAACUCGAUCGCCGGUUAGAUCUGAAGUCAAAUUUAAAGAGUUUGAAUGGUAACCAUUUGCGUCCCCAAGAAUUUUAAUAAGAUUUAAAAAAAAAGAAAGUGUUAUUGCUAAAAAAAAUAAUGGAUUAAAAUGAAUGUUAUGAAUUAUUGCUUUAUUCAAGGCUUCAAUUACUUUACAAUAAACGUUGCACUUUGAAAUAAUUUUGAAAUAUUGCAGUUAUUGUGUUUGAAAUAUAAAAAUGUUCUAUGACAAAGGGCUUAAAACACUAGAAAACAUGAACAAAUAAUACAAACUCAUCGACAAAUAGAUCUAAAGUCAAAGUAAAAAAAAAAAAGAAAAAAAAAAGCUUAUGACUGGUUUUCAACAAUUUUUGGAAUGGGACCCUUUUGGGUCCCCAUAAAUUUAAAUAUGUUUUAUUCAUUUUAAAUUGUUGAAAAAAUAAUAAUGGAUUAAAAUUGAUGUUAUGAAUUAUUGAUAUAUUUAAGGCAAUUACUUCACAUCAAAUAUUCAAUUUAUUUAUUUUUGGGGGGGGUUGCAUAUUUUGCCACAUUAUUUUUUGCACAUUACAAUUUGUUUUUAACUUUAACAGAUCAAUCUGAAGUUGAUCUAGAGAUUUUAACGUUGAAUAAAAACUGAUGUACAAAACCCAAAACCAGUGAAGUUGGCACGUUGUGUAAUUCUAAAUAAAAACAGAAUACAAUAUUUGCAAAUCCUUUUCAACUUAGAUUCAAUUGAAUAGACUGCAAAGACAAUAUAUUUAAUGUGUUUUUUGCAAAUAAUCAUUAACUUAGAAUUUAAUGGCAAAAACACAUUGCAAAAAAAGUUGGCACAGGGUCAUUUUUACCACUGUGUUACAUGGCCUUUCCUUUUAACAACACUCAGUAAACAUUUGGGAACUGAGGAGACCAAUUUUUGAAGCUUUUCAAGUGAAAUUAUUUCCCAUUCUUGCUUGAUGUACAGCUUAAGUUUUACGCUUUAUAUUGCGCCACACAUUUUCAAUGGGAGAAAGGUCUGCACUACAGGCAGGCCAGUCUAGUACCCGCACUCUUUUACUACAAAGCCACGCUGUUGUAACACGUGGCUUGGCAUUGUCUUGCUGAAAUAAGCAGGGGCGUCCAUGAUAACGUUGCUUGGAUAGCAACAUAUGUUGCUCCAAAACCUGGAUGUACCUUUCAGCAUUAAUGGUGCCUUCACAGAUGUGUAAGUUGCCCAUGCCUUGGGCACUAAUACACCCCCAUACCUUCACAGAUGCUGGCUUUUUAACUUUGCGCCUAUAACAGUCCGGAUGGUUAUUUUCCUCUUUGGUCCGGAGGACACGACGUCCACAGUUUCCAAAAACAAUUUGAAAUGUGGACCCGUCAGACCACAGAACACUUUUCCACUUUACAUCAGUCCCUCUUAGACGAGCUCAGGCCCAGCGAAGCCAGCAGCUCUUCUGGGUGUUGUUGAUAAAUGGCUUUGGCUUUGCAUAGUAGAGUUUUAACUUGCACUUACAGAUGUAGUGACGAACUGUAGUUACUGACAGUGGUUUUCUGAAGUGUUCCUGAGCCCAUGUGGUGAUAUCCUUUACACACUGAUGUCACUUUUUGAUGCAGUAGCGCCUGAGGGAUCGAAGGUCACGGGCAUUCAAUGUUAUGUGCAGGGAUUUCUCUAGAUUCUCUGAAUCUUUUGAUAUCACAUCACAGACCAUAGAUGGUGAAAUCCCUAAAUUCCUUGCAAUAGCUUGUUGAGAAAUGUGGUUUUUAAACAAUUUGCUCAAGCAUUUGUUGAAAAAGUGGUGAUCCUCACCCCAUCCUUGUUUGCAAACGACUGAGCAUUUCAUGGAAGCUGCUUUUAUACCCAAUCAUGGCACCCACCUGUUCCCAAUUAGCCUGUUCACCUGUGGGAUGUUCCAAAUGAGUGUUUGAUGAGCAUUCCUCAACUUUCUCAGUCUUUUUUGCCACUCGUGCCAGCUUUUUUGAAACAUGUUGCAGGCAUCAAAUUUCAAAUGAGCUAAUGUUUGCACAAAAAAAAAAUUAAGUUUCUCAGUUGUAACAUUAAAUAUCUUGUUUUUGCAGUCUAUUCAAUUGAAUAUAGGUGGAAAAGAUGUGCAAAUCAUUGUAUUCUGUUUUUAUUUGCGAUUUAAACAAAGUACCAACUUCACUGGUUUUGGGGUUUGUAUGAUUUAUUUUUAUGACCGAGACCCUUCCGGGUUCCCACGACCAAACUUGAGGGGAGCCCUAAAGAGAGUCCCGGCUGCCAAGAUGACGGCGCUGCUUUGUGGCGUGCUUCCGGUGAUCCUGAUGGCGCCCGUGUUCAUCCGAGGAAGCGUGGGCCAGUGCACUGCCAACUGCAGCGACUUGUACAGGGAUCCGCUGAUGCUUCCUGUCGCCGCUCGGCAGCCGGUCAGAGCCUGCCUCGUGCUGCGCAUCUACUCCGGCGCCAUCUUCCUCGCCGCGUUCUUCCUUACGUUGGUUGGCAUGAUGAUGAUCAUGGGAAAAGCUCGUCAUGUUUACCGGCGAGUCGUGAUGUCAUAUGGUUACCUUGGCAACCAGCAGCGGGCCUCCUUUCGUUCGCUGGACUUUCGGAUGCUGGCGUUCCCGCUCGUCUUCGCCCUCUGCUGGGGACCCGGUCAGUUUGUCGUUUUUGUUUAUUUUUUUGUGUGUUGGUGGGGAAAAAAAAGCUCAUGUGAUCUUUCAGCGGCGUGUCUGGUGAUGAUGUCAUCGAGGAACGCGAGCUCGGCCGCUGCGGUCGUCUACGUCAUUCAGGUGGGUGAUUUGCGACGUCGCGUUUCUUCGAAGGGGGCCCGGGGUCAGAGGUCACGUGUGUUUGUGCGUCAGGCCUUCACGUCGCCGUCCCAGGGCGUCUUCCAUAGCGUGCUGCUGGCGUGCGCCCGCACACGGGGGAGGGGCCGGCUGGCGUGGCGGGACGCCGACACUCAGACGCCGUUGCUGCGAGCGCAGAAGAGAAACUACCGCACCUGGCAGUGAUGUCAUCACUUUUACUUUGGGUGGGCGGGGGAUGCCCGCUGAAAAAAGGAAGCACGCCGCAGGAAAGGAGAAGUGGACAAAGGUCACAUGAAACCAAAAUGUUUGAAAAGUUCUAGAAGAACCAGGUGACUCAUCACAGUAAUAAAGGUAAAUAUUAUUUUCUUCUGUUGUCAUAUUUAGUCUGCUAUCCCCCCCCCCCCACACACACACACACACACUUGGCAACCCCACAAAGAACGUUUUGUUAAACUAGCACAACUACGUCUCCGCAGUGCUCGUUGUCAUAGCAACCACAACAUUCGUCUGCUCUAAUGAGGCCCACUAGCACGUGCGCGGCGUCCUCCAAACAAAUAUGGCCGCCCACCCCCCGAUUGCUCACAUGUGCACGAGCGCUGACGUGCACUGCUGGUGUUUAUUACGUCCUUUUUGUUAUCAACGUGCGCUGAUGGAACCACACACACACACACACACACACACACACACACACACACACACACACACACACACACACACACUCUUAUAUAUAUAUAUAUAUAUAUACUAUGCAAAUAUAAAAAAGCUUGUUGUGAAAAAUGAGUUUGAAUUUCACUAGAAAAACUGAACAUUUGUGCAAUUAUAUGAUAAAAGUUGGAACAGUUGCAAUUUUACAAGAAAAGCUUAACAUUCUGGCAAUUUAAUGAAAAGAGUCGUACUUUUACUCGACAGAAGUCACAAUUUUAUAAGAAAACUUUAAC
Molecule: messenger RNA, 4003 nt
Organism: Nerophis lumbriciformis (worm pipefish)
Lineage: Eukaryota; Metazoa; Chordata; Actinopteri; Syngnathiformes; Syngnathidae
Product: transmembrane protein 116-like
Biological process (GO): adenylate cyclase-activating G protein-coupled receptor signaling pathway
Cellular component (GO): plasma membrane
Molecular function (GO): G protein-coupled receptor activity
Source: RefSeq, a predicted model, not a curated record